Messenger RNA from Hydatigera taeniaeformis, 798 nucleotides. NCBI's taxonomy places the organism in Eukaryota, Metazoa, Platyhelminthes, Cestoda, Cyclophyllidea, Taeniidae. The record is from the annotation of a GenBank genome assembly.
AUGUCAUUGGCAGUCCGGAAUCUUUUAAGCAUUCUGUCACAGUCAUUUAGGAAAGCCAAACACCUUAUAUGUGUGAUGAAACGACAACAGGACCCCGACACUGAGUUCCCCCACGGUACAAAGCUUCCCAGGUCUGAUCAGGUAAUGAGUGUUGGUAUUAAUUUCCAACGUGCUUCAAAAACCGAUAAGAAUGUGUCUGCUGCUGGUCAGGUUUGUGCUGCAAAGUUGCCAAUUGAUAUUUUAUCCUGCUCACUUUCAACAAGACCCCCACUAGAUGUUUUCCGCGUAACAAAGAAGUUCAACCCAAAGACUGUCUGCAACCAUCGUGUCUACCAGUACCUCCUGCCGUCUUUCUCUUUCGCUUCAGGAGACAAUAUAACGCUGGAAAAUUGUUGGAGGUACCGUCUUUCGGCGGAAUCUUUAACUCGCGUAAACGAGCUGCUGCGGCGUUACAAAGGCACCCACAAUUUUUUCAAUUUUACUUCCAGGAGAACGCCCGAUGAUAAAAGCUGUAUGCGCUACAUUAUGUCAAUUGAAUGUAGUCCGCCGUUUUUGCUUGAUGGAGACCGUGAAUUCGCAAUUAUAACCGUCCAGGGACAGUCGUUUAUGCUCCAUCAAAUCAGAAAAAUGAUAGGUCUAGUUAUCGCCAUUGUGAAGGGUCGUACGGAUAUACCGAAGGCGCCGGGCUUGGGGCUGCUGCUUGACCAGGUUAGCUACGCCCGUUACAAUGAACGAUUUUGCGCCGACGGAAGUCAUCAAUCCAUUGACUGGGAGAGGUAUAGGGUAGGCUAUGUUUAA